AUGUCAUUUUUACAAAAUUUAAAUACACAUAGUUUAAGAACCACAAGAGGAUUUAAAUUGAAACAAACAUCACCCAUUUCAAGUCCUCAACCAAUUUCUAAUUCUGUCUUCCCCCAUAGUCCUUCAAGGAUCCCAGAUCAAUAUUCUUCUCAGGUUGAUUUACAACAUCCAAGAAAUUCUUAUCAAACACCUCAACAAUCACCUCAACAACCUUAUCAAACAAUAAAUUUACAAAAUGGUGGACAAGGUCAAAAUGUAACUUCUCAUAAAGAUAUCAGAAAUUUUGCUGAACAAACUUUAGGAUCACAGAAUGCUUUAGCUCAAGCAGUAAAACUACCUGAAGAUGAAGAUUUAAAUGAAUGGUUAGCUGUUCACGUAGUUGAUUUUUAUAAUCAAAUCAAUAUGUUAUAUGGGGCUAUAACAGAAUUUUGUUCUCCUAAAACAUGUCCAAGAAUGAUUGCUACAGAAGAAUAUGAAUAUUUAUGGCAAGAAACCAAUCCUAGUUCUAAUGGUAUACAAUCAUCUCCUAAAAGACCAAUUUCAUUACCUGCUUGUGAAUAUACUGAAAAUUUAAUGAAUUGGAUUCAAGGUUUUUUCGAUAAUGAUAAUAUUUUCCCUUCUAAAAUGGGAGCUCCUUUCCCUCAACAAUUCCCAUCUUUAGUUAAAACUAUUUUCAAAAGAUUAUUCAGAAUUUAUGCCCAUAUCUAUUGUCACCAUUUCCAUGAGAUUUGUGAGUUAGGGUUACAAUCUCAUCUUAAUACAAGUUUAAAACAUUAUGUUUUAUUUAGUAAGGAAUUUGGUUUGAUUCAACAAAAGGAUUAUGGUCCAUUGGAAGAUUUAGUUGAAUCAAUGUUACAGGGUUAA
Molecule: messenger RNA, 864 nt
Organism: Yamadazyma jaroonii
Lineage: Eukaryota; Fungi; Ascomycota; Pichiomycetes; Serinales; Debaryomycetaceae
Source: the annotation of a GenBank genome assembly